AAAAGUCUAUGGCGGCAACAAGAAGAUUGAUCUACAAGUCAUGCCACUCAGUGCGCCAUAUCUCAAUGCAGAGAUUGCCGCUCAAUACAUUGUCUUGUCCUCCAAGAAACGUCCUUUUACGUCCCUCACAAAUCGCUUUCUCAAGCAAACACCCCUCUCUGAUGUCGUGGCAGGCAUGAAACUCCAAGUAUCAGGUCGUCUGUCUCGUCGUAAGGGAGCAGGUCGUAAAUCACGCAUCACUCGACAAAAGGGUAAACUAGGCUUUGCCUCCUACACCUCACGCGUGGAUGCCGCCAAAUGUCAGUUUAAAAACAGGAAUGGCAAGAUUGGCGUUGUUGUGUGGAUCCGUAGUGGCACUAAGAGGCUUGUUCCCGGGCAUGGUACAGAGGGCCGGAUGAGGGCGUAUAUACAGAGCUGGCGGGAUCGCAAGGUGAGGGAGUUGGAGGCUUCUGGGCAGCAGGCACAGCUCAAUUAGCUAGAGAGCAUAGCAUAGCAGCGACGGGCUCUUCGCAUAGCAUUCAGCAUAUCUCAUUCACUGUAUCUCGCCGUGUUUCUAGUCUGAAUGUCUGAAGACUGAGCAUCGGCAUAAGCUUGUGCGCGACCUCCUGCAGACAACCACGAAACGACAUACUCAAAAGAUUGUUGCCUUGGCGAUCGAGCCUUCUCUGUUCCGCAGCGCCUAGAUGUCGCGUGCAAAGCUAGCUGAUGAU
Molecule: messenger RNA, 710 nt
Organism: Protomyces lactucae-debilis
Lineage: Eukaryota; Fungi; Ascomycota; Taphrinomycetes; Taphrinales; Protomycetaceae
Exons: 1
Coding region: 41-475 (144 amino acids)
Biological process (GO): translation
Molecular function (GO): structural constituent of ribosome
Source: RefSeq, a predicted model, not a curated record